CUGCUGCUGCUGCUGCUGCUGGAGCAAAGAAUGCUCUCCUCAUCUUCUCCACCCUCGGGGCUGCUAGAGAAGGUUUUCCAGUACAUAGACCUCCACCAGGAUGAGUUCGUGCAGAGCCUGAAGGAAUGGGUGGCUAUUGAGAGUGACUCUGUACAGCCUAUGCCUCAUCUCAGACAGGAGCUCUUCAGGAUGAUGGCCCUGGCUGCAGACAAGCUCCGGCACCUGGGAGCUAGGGUGGAUUCUGUGGACUUGGGUUCUCAACAGAUGCCUGAUGGUCAGUGUCUUCCCAUUCCUCCCAUCAUAUUGGCUGGGCUGGGAAAUGAUCCUAAGAAGCCUACCGUGUGCUUCUAUGGGCACCUGGAUGUUCAGCCAGCUCAAAAGGAUGACGGGUGGCUCACGGACCCCUACACACUCACAGAGGUGGAUGGAAAGUUAUAUGGAAGAGGUGCAACAGACAACAAAGGCCCUGUCUUGGCUUGGAUUAAUGCUGUGGGUACCUUCAGAGCUCUGAAGCAGGAUCUUCCUGUGAACGUCAAGUUCAUCCUGGAAGGGAUGGAGGAGGCUGGAUCUGUUGCCCUGGAAGAGCUGGUCAGAAGAGAAAAGGACCACUUCUUCUCUAGUGUGGACUACAUUGUGAUUUCAGACAACCUGUGGAUCAGCCAGAAGAAGCCUGCGCUCACUUUUGGAACCCGUGGGAACUGCUACUUCAUGGUGGAGGUUAAGUGUAGAGAACAAGAUUUUCAUUCUGGGACCUUUGGUGGCAUCCUUAACGAACCAAUGGCUGAUUUGGUUGCUCUUCUAGGCAGCCUGGUAGAUUCAUCAGGCCACAUCCUGAUUCCUGGAAUCUAUGAUCAAAUGGCCCCUCUUACAGAGGAGGAAAAAACAAUGUAUAGAAACAUUGAUCUGGACAUGGAAGAAUACCAGAAGAGCAGCCAAGUUGAGAAAUUUCUGUUUGAUACCAAGGAGGAACUCCUGAUGCACCUAUGGAGGUAUCCAUCUCUCUCUAUCCAUGGCAUUGAGGGUGCGUUUGAUGAGCCUGGAACUAAAACAGUCAUCCCCGGCCGAGUCAUAGGAAAAUUUUCAAUCCGCCUAGUCCCUCACAUGAAUCUGUCUGUGGUGGAAAAACAGGUGAAGCAACAUCUGGAAGCUGUGUUCGCCAAAAGAAACAGUUUCAACAAGAUGACUGUGUCCAUGGUACUAGGACUCCAACCUUGGACUGCGAACAUCAAUGAUACUCAGUAUCUCGCAGCAAAAAGAGCCAUCAAAACAGUGUUUGGGGUAGAUCCUGACAUGAUCCAGGAUGGGUCAACCAUUCCAAUUGCUAAGUUAUUCCAGGCUAUUACACAAAAGAGUGUAAUGAUGCUCCCGUUGGGGGCUGUGGAUGACGGAGAACACUCUCAGAAUGAGAAGAUUAACAGGUGGAACUACAUACAGGGUUCCAAAUUAUUCGCUGCCUUUUUCCUGGAGUUGUCAAAGCUGCACUUGUGACAACAGGUGCCUUCCGAUGUCUUCUGACCCACUGACAGGUCUCCCCACUCAGACCCUGGCAAAGCUGGAGUUG
Molecule: messenger RNA, 1561 nt
Organism: Cricetulus griseus (Chinese hamster)
Lineage: Eukaryota; Metazoa; Chordata; Mammalia; Rodentia; Cricetidae
Source: RefSeq, a predicted model, not a curated record